UCCUUGGAUCACAACACAUUCGGGAGAGAGUCAGAAAGAAGUGAUGAAAGAAGACAAGAGAGACCAGCAGCUGCCUCAUUCUUGAUCUUGAUAAGGCAUCAAACUUGUGGCAGUUUUACUUCUGGACAAUGAAACCGGCAGGACCAAGGUUUUCUGGCAGUGAGGAAGAACUGAAAUGAGACACAGAGACUGAGCCCUUGAAUAAAGAGAACAAGUCACGGCGGUGGACCCUGAUUGGUCCUGCAGGAGUCAGCAUAUGCCGAUGGUCGACAUGUCUGUGUGGAUGAUCCUUCCUGUCACCCUACCAGUCUUCACUAUUACAGGAAUAUGGGUCGUAUAUGCGAUGGCCCUCUACAACCAGCAUGUCUGCCCUGUGCACAACUGGUUGUAUAAUGAGUCCUGCGAGGAACAGCUCCCAUCACAACGAGGACCUGAACUGUGCUGUACCCUGGACAACAUACCCCUCAUCAGUAAAUGUGGAACUCUGCCACCUGAAAGCUGUUUCUUCAGCCUCAUAUGCAGCACAGGAGCGUUCAUGGUGAUGCUAGUCACUCUGUUGCGUUACGCUCACGUGAUUGAGAAACACCAGAACUGUGUUCUGAACAUGGCCAGCCUUUCCACCGGGUGGAUCUGUGCUGCUGGUCUCGCCAUGGUGGGAAACUUCCAGGUGGAUUUUGCCAAAGUCCUUCAUUAUAUAGGUGCUGGAGUGGCGUUCCCAUCCAGCAUUCUGUUUGUGAGCUUCCAAGCGGCUCUAACCUACAGAUUGGCCAAAACCCAAGAGGAGUAUUGGAUGGGUCACAUACGAGCGGGGAUGGCUCUGCUUGCACUGAUCGCCCUGGUGCUCAGUGGAGUUUUUUUUUGCCAGGAGAGCUUCUCCCUGCAGCACACCUCCGCCAUCUUUGAGUGGAUCUACUGCAUGGUCAUCAUGUUCUUCUAUGGGACUUUUGCCUUUGAGUUUGGAGGGGUGUCAGCGAACACCCUGAUCGUUCUCUCCAAAGGAGGGGGACUUCCCAGCUUCUCCCUCAGUGCUCACAAGCCGGAGAUCGGCGGAGGGCCCGUCCUCCACCAGGCAGAGAACCUGUCAAUCCUUUAAUGGAACAUCACUGGAGGUCACUGAGUAAAACAUGGAGGAAGACCCUAAUUGCUACGCUCGUGUUGCACAUUCAGUAGCCUCAGCACCGAAGACACUCAUAGACUUGUAGUCUGCUACGCUGCGUAACAUUGCACAGUUUCACAAGUGCCCUCUUGCAGACAGAGGCCAGUUACGAUCUAUACGUGUGGACAGAGUUCUCGUUGUUUGUUUUAUUUUGUCCUUAUGUAAUGAUCAGCCUCUGAGUCCUCAGCCGGAGCUGCCUUUCAUCUGAACAAAUAUCUUCAAAAAGUGCCUCAGAAGUCUCUCAGAGUUGAAAUGUUCAGACACAGAGCCUGUGUAUUGUUUUCUGGCAGGAAAUUCUGUUACAUCACCAGCUCUCACCCUUUCUGUCUGCACUAAGGUGAGGUUUUCCAAAAGCUUCAGACAAUGGGUGGACGUAACUGGGUGCCAAUAAUAAUUUUCUUUCAUCUGAAGUGGAUUUUCUAUCCAAAUUUCCAGAUAUGAGUGUUUGUUUUCACUCUGAACAGCUCAUGUGAUUUGUUUUUCAGAUUAUAAUAUGCUAGCCAAUGCAACAUAAUGUUGAGGUAGAUACCUCAUUUUUGCAUAUAAGCUCUGCUCUGUUGUAUAUUUGAUCUCAUCAGCUGUUUUGAGAAAUAAAAUUCUGCAUAGAGCAUACAGACUAGAAAAUAAAGCAAAAUGAAAACUG
Molecule: messenger RNA, 1799 nt
Organism: Poeciliopsis prolifica (blackstripe livebearer)
Lineage: Eukaryota; Metazoa; Chordata; Actinopteri; Cyprinodontiformes; Poeciliidae
Product: transmembrane protein 150A-like
Exons: 8
Coding region: 257-1093 (278 amino acids)
Source: RefSeq, a predicted model, not a curated record